CGACCAACUAUUCUAAAUCCUAAUACGAUUAUCCAGAGAUCAGAAGAAUUCAGAAAUCAAAACGAACAAAUGUGAUAGCCUAUCAUAAGAAAAUCAGUUUUACCAAUUUUUGAGACUUUUAAUCUCACAACGGUUAUUGAAAUUGAAAAGACAAACUCAGUUAGAAUUAAAAGGAAAAUGACUUCAUUAGCGAGAGAAAACACUCUGAAAGUUAAAACUAUAAACCUGGAAAAAACUACAAGAAGCGAAGAUAUUCCAGAUUAUGGGCGUACUCAUAGAAGGGUAACUAACCACACGGACUUUAAGGACAAUUCUCGUGGAACUAAAACACAAAAGGAACCAAUUGCAAUCGAUAAUAAGAGUGACGAUGACAGGGAUGCUACCCCAAGGAAACGAGGAAAGAUCCACAAGUCUAUUGGUAUCCCAAUAAACCAGGAAAUCCAGUACGAAACUGGUUACCCAAAGCCUAAAAUUCAUAUACGUGGAACACCACUUACUGUAAACGGGAAAACAGAAAGCACUUCUGAAAAUAGCAUUUCUUCAGACCCAAAAACUGAAGACCUUGGAAACACAAAUACAGAUAAUGAUAUCCAUCCAGAGCAGAAUCCGAAGAAUAAAAUAGACACCGGAGAACAAAUGCAUUCAAGCAAUGCUACCUUCCCAGGCUCAAAUUCUGAUGACAAAAUGGAUACUUUUGAAAGCACAAAUGAAAAUAACGAUACCAGCAAACAAGAUGUGACUAAAAGAACCAGUGACUCUAAAGAAACUGCUAUAAAUACUCGUAUUCAAAGUGCAGAGAUUUCUGUUAAAGAGAGCACACGUGCUUCUUUUCGAGAACUGAUCAGAACGAGAACUCAACUUUUAAGCAGGGAACGUGCAUUCGUUACUCCCCUUUAUUCCGAUGACAAUUUAAUUACGUCAGAUGAGACUAACAAUGAUGUCGAUGAACUUGACAGUAUGGACUUCCCCGGCUUAGCACGCAAAGUUAGAUCAUUACAGGUGACAACAAAAACACAGCAACUCAGUAAACAGGACCAAGCCAUUGAACGCGAAGAUACACUUAUUUCUACAGCGACUACUGAUGAGCGUAGAGCACAAACUCCUGACGAUGCUAGUGUUGUAGCAGCGGCUAAUUCUAACAUUGAUAUAUCGUCGUGGAAUAGCAAUGGUGGAGGUUACGUCACUGAACGAAAUAUUACAGAUACAAAGGUAAAAAACACAAGGAGGAAAUUAAGCAAGCCAUCGACAAAUGAUGUUUCGACUCAAGAUAUCACUAAGAUUCUAUCAUGCACGGCAAUCGAUGUACCAAACGACCCUGGUGAUAUAGAGAAACGCAUAGAGACAAUAGCACAACUACAGGGGCAUAUCAGGAACGCACACGGGGCUAUUUCACCAAGAAACGCAAAGGAAAUGUCGAACGAGACCAAAAACCCUACUUUAGCGAUAAACAUAUAUAGCAAAAUAAAAAAUAAAAACAAGAACGGAAAUCUACGUUCUGAGCAUGGGAAUAAUCAUAAUCAGACAAGGAAACAAAGACGACACGGAGCACUACCAAAACUACCACUAUCGAAAGGUGGAUCAAGCCAAGUAGAAUCGAAUAUUUCAAAAUCAUAUCGACGAAAUAUUGGUUCGAACAGCAAGGAACACGGAAACGGGUCGCUUACUAAUAUGGAUAUUAUUUUGGGUAAAACACACCCUAUGUACGCAUCACAAGAUACAUUUAGCCGCUAUGUUGGCGAUGGUAAGAAUGCGUUGCACGCUGCGGAUACUGUAAGUUCAAAUGAUGCAUCAAACAGCAGAGAUUUCGAAGUAACGUCAAGUGAAAUGACUCUGGAUGUAUACAGUGAACAAACCGGGUCGUUUUAUUAAAGGGACAAUGCCGAAACUGCAGUCCCGGUGUAAAAGGGUAGGAGGUCCUAUCAAAUUAUGGUCCUACUCUCCAUUGAUUUAUAUGGUGACCUAAAUACAACUCUUUCCCUCAUUAUCUUAUACACAAUCAGGGCCAGUAAGGGCCAAUAAGAAAGGGGACCAUAAUUUCUUUCACACCGGGACUGCAGUGUGGUAUAACAGCUCCUAUAGUUCUACGAUUCAUGUGUCCCAAUUGCAAAAUAUACACUUUAAGUGCAGGCAUUGGGAUUAAUGGAAUGGAAUUCUCUCAAUA
This is a messenger RNA of Owenia fusiformis, 2161 nucleotides long. The record is from the annotation of a GenBank genome assembly. NCBI's taxonomy places the organism in Eukaryota, Metazoa, Annelida, Polychaeta, Sabellida, Oweniidae.